AUGACAUACCUCGAGGACUCCCCACCGCUACCACCUCUCUCAACGCUAUUCCCACAUCUGCACUCCGAUGCCACCACACUACCAGCCUCAACGGAUCCCUUCACCAUCACGACCAAGACCGGCUUCCUACCAUGUCGGCCACCGCUCAUCCGCCUACCAGAGGCAUUCGACAAGAUGACAGCCAUUGUCGAGGACAUGCCAAUUGUCAAGCUUGAUGGAUCUUCCGGUCUACUUGCAACCUUUAAGCUCGGUCCACUGAUCGACUCUGGGAAGCUGCCCGACCUGACUUCUGAAAUGGACAAGCUACGGGUCACACCAGGUGGUGACUACGAUCUGGAGGCGAUCACUGCAUUGUUCCGUGAUUACAGUUUCCUGGCCAGUGCCUACUUGCUGGAGCCUUGUUGGGAGAAAUGGUCUAAGGACAAUAGUGCUGGGCUCGGACUGGGAAGAUCGACCCUACCUCAAUGCAUCGCGUCUCCUCUGGUCAAGGCUGCAGAUAUACUUGACAUCCCUCCUUUCAUGUCAUACGCAGCUUCCUAUGCGCUGUACAAUUACAGCAUGGUAUCACCAGAAGUCGGACCCAGCGUCUACGACAAUAUCCGACUUGUCCGAGCAUUCGAACUUGGUCUUGACCCCAAGAGCUCCGAAGCAGGUUUCAUUCUGACUCAUGUCCACAUGGUACAAGCCACUGGCCCGCUAAUUGACGGUGCAACAUCUCUUCUCGCAACCAUUGAAAACAAACCCGAAGAUACCGCCGCCGCAGCUUCGGCAUUCCAGACGAUGCUCGACGCCAUGACAACGAUCGAAGCGCACAUGGAACAGAUGUGGACCAACUCACUCCCCAAAGAUUACAUUUCCUACCGCACCUUCAUCUUCGGCAUCACCAAUCAAUCCAUGUUCCCCAAUGGGGUCAUCUACGAAGGCACACGGUACGGCAACUCUAAGCCACUGUACUUCCGCGGCGAAUCUGGCGCCAACGACAGCAUCAUCCCAAUGCUCGACCACAUUUUGGAAAUCCCCAUGCCCAACAAUCCUCUGACCGAGAUCUUGCGAGACUUCCGCUCCUAUCGCCCGAAGCCACACAGAGACUUCCUCGCCUGGGUUAUGAGCAAGUCUGCCGAGCUUGGUGUCAGGAAAUACUGCUCUGGAGGUUCGUCAUCAGAUGCAGACAAAUUCAUCCUCCCCACGCUCUACCUCAAGCUACUGAACCACGUCCGAAGCUUCCGAUGGCGCCAUUGGCUCUUCGCGAGAGAGUACAUCAUUAAGCGUUCAGCUCAUCCUACUGCUACGGGCGGUAGCCCAAUCAUCACAUGGUUGCCCAAUCAGCUGUUUGCCGUCAUGGACCUCAUGCAGUCGGUUUAUGCUGAUAGUGGAUUAAAGCAGGCUGUGGAGUCCAAUGUUGAGAAUCAAGGCGAGGUCAAGGUUGUCAAGGAGAUUAUGGAAAAUGCUACCAUACAAUACGAGAAGUUAGAUAAGGAGGUCCGGAAGUACUGUGCUGAGCGUGGUGCUUGA
Molecule: messenger RNA, 1512 nt
Organism: Exophiala bonariae
Lineage: Eukaryota; Fungi; Ascomycota; Eurotiomycetes; Chaetothyriales; Herpotrichiellaceae
Exons: 2
Coding region: 1-1512 (503 amino acids)
Molecular function (GO): heme binding; metal ion binding
Source: RefSeq, a predicted model, not a curated record